AUGACGCCGAACACAAGAACAGUGGUGAAUGCUGCAUCAGGAGGGUCCUUGAAGACAAAAACUCCAGAGGAAGCCUUGGAAUUACUAGAGUCUCUAGCCUCUCAGGAGUAUGAUAAUGCUCCCGCACCACAGAGAAGAGCGGGGAUUAUGAAGCUUGAUGGCUAUGAUGCCAUCUUGGCCCAGAAUGAUCAGAUCCUACAGUCCAAUAAGAAACAGCAACAACAACUAGAUGCUCUCACAAAGCAAUUUUCUGAUUUUCAAGUUUCUUCUAAUACUUCAGUAGCUCAUGUUAAUACUUUUUCUAUUGUUUGUGAUAUUUGCGCAGGUGCUCAUACUACUGAUGACUGCAAGGCACCCGAAACUGCGGAUGUUAAUGGAAUUUGGCAUGAUCAGAAAGUUCCAUAUAAUCCAGGGAGGAACCAAUACGGCAAUAACCAGAAUCAAGGGUGGAGAAAUAAAAAUCAACAUCCAGGAUUCAGUUAUAGCUCGAAUCAUCAGCUAAAUCCUCCUAUGCCAGCACCACAGCAACCUCCACAACAAUCAGAGUGGGAGAAAGCCUUUGCACAACUAUCCAAGACCACAUCAGACUACGUUCAAAGUACCAAUGCAUUCAGGGAAGACACUUCAACCUUUAUGCAGGAGACCAGGGCCUCAUUCCGGAAUCAAGAAGCCUCUAUCCGGAAUCUUGAAACCCAGAUCGGUCAAUUGUCAAGGCAGUUCAAUGAAAGAACCCAAGGCACUUUCCCGAAAGAAAAAGAGAAAGAAGUUGACAAAGAGCCUACUGCAGAGAAAGCUGUUCCAGAAAAGAAAGAGUUCAAAUGGGAGAAAAAGAAAGCUCAAGAAAGACAAGAAAAGCCAUUGGAGCUCUCACCUUAUGCAAGAAUUCCAUAUCCGCAGAGGUUCAGAGAGGAAAAGUUCAUGAAAGAUCUCUUAUCGAAGAAACGUAAACUGAAAGAAUGUGAAACAGUUACGUUGACGGAAGAGUGUAGUGCUAUAAUUCAGAAAAAGUUGCCUCCAAAACUUGAAGAUCCUGGAAGUUUCAGCAUUCCCAUAGAAAUUGGCAACAUUGAUGUGGGAAAGGCGUUAUGUGACUUGGGAGCUAGUAUUAACCUUAUGCCAUUAUCCAUCUGCAAGGCUCUGGGGAUUCAUGAAUUAAAGCCGACCAAAGUUUCACUGCAGCUAGCAGACAGAUCUACCAGAAGGCCAGAUGGAGUUAUUGAAGAUGUCUUGGUGAAGAUUGAUAAGUUCAUAUUCCCUGCAGACUUUGUCAUCUUAGACAUGCAAGAGGAUGCUGAAAUUCCCUUACUGUUGGGAAGGCCCUUUUUAGCCACUGCAAGGGCUAUGAUUGCUUCAUGUGGAGCAGGGUACAGCUGA
Gastrolobium bilobum is the source of this 1374-nucleotide messenger RNA. RefSeq lists its product as uncharacterized. The transcript is spliced from 2 exons. Lineage: Eukaryota; Viridiplantae; Streptophyta; Magnoliopsida; Fabales; Fabaceae. Bases 1 to 1374 code for a protein of 457 amino acids. The record is from RefSeq and is a predicted model, not a curated record.